AUGGCUUGGGUUCAGGGCAUUAGUGUCGAGAGGAUUUUGGGGGGGGGAGGGGGGGGAGGGGGGGGAGGGGGGAGAGGGGGGCGGGGGCGAAGCUGCGCGUGCGACUAUAGGGCACGCGAGCAGGAGGAACCCCUUCUUGCCACCCCCUCACCCACCAUGUUGCAACAGGGCACCGGGGCCGCGGUUAGGGGCGGCAGGUCGCGAGGGGACAUGGCUAGGGGCGACGGGGCCAUGGCUAGGGACGGGGCCGGGCGCUGGGAAGGUACGGGGCCGGGUGCUGGGCUAGGGACGGGGCCGGGUGCUGGGCAGGUACGGGGCCGGGCGUUGGGCAGGUACGGGGCCGGGCGCUGGGCAGGUACGGGGCCGGGCGCUAGGCAGGUACGGGGCCGGGCACUGGGCAGGAACGGGCCGGGCACUGGGCAGGAACGGGGCCGGGCGCUGGGCAGGUAUGGGGCCGGGCGCUGGGCAGGUACGGGGCCGGGCGCUGGGCAGGUACGGGGCCGGGCGCCGGGCAGGUACGGGGCCGGGCGCUGGGCAGGUACGGGGCCGGGCGCUGGGCAGGUACGGGGCCGGGCGCUGGGCAGGUAUGGGGCCGGGCGCCGGGCAGGUACGGGGCCGGGCGCUGGGCAGGUACGGGGACGGGCGCUGGGCAGGUACGGGGCUGGGCGCUGGGCAGGUACGGGGCCGGGCUCUGGGCAGGUACGGGGCCGGGCGCUGGACAGGUACGGGGCCGGGCGCUGGGCAGGUUCGGGUCCGGGCGCUGGGCAGGUACAGGGCCGGGCGCUGGGCAGGUACAGGGCCGGGCGCUGGGCAGGUACGGGGCCGGGCUCUGGCCAGGUACGGGGCCGGGCGCUGGGCAGGUACGGGGCCGGGCGCUGGGCAGGUACGGGGCCGGGCGCUGGGCAGGUACGGGGCCGGGCUUUGGGCAGGUACGGGGCCGGGCGCUGGGCAGGUACGGGGCCGGGUGCUGGGCAGGUACGGGGCCGGGUGCUGGGCAGGUAUGGGGCCGGGCGCUGGGCAGGUACGGGGCCGGGCGCUGGGCAGGUACGGGGCCGGGCUCUGGGCAGGUACGGGGCCGGGCGCUGGGCAGGAACAGGGCCGGGCGCUGGGCAGGUACAGGGCCGGGCGCUGGGCAGGUACGGGGCCGGGCGCUGGGCAGGUUCAGGGCCGAGCGCUGGGCAGGUACGGGGCCGAGCGCCGGGCAGGUACGGGGCCGGGCUCUGGGCAGGUACGGGGCCGGGCGCUGGGCAGGUACGGGGCCGGGCGCUUGGCAGGUACGGGGCCGGGCUCUGGGCAGGUACGGGGCCGGGCGCUGGUCAGGUACGGGGCUGGGCGCUGGGCAGGUAUGGGGCCGGGCGGUGGGCAGGAACGGGGCCGGGCGCUGGGCAGUUACGGGGCCGGGCGCUGGGCAGGUUCGGGGCCGGGCGCUGGGCAGGUACGGGGCCGGGCGCUGGGAAGGUACGGGGCCAGGCUCUGGGCAGGUACGGGGCCGGGCGCUGGGCAGGUACGGGGCCGGGCGCUGGGCAGGUACGGGGCCGGGCGCUGGGCAAGUACGAGGCCGGGCGCUGGGCAGGUACGGGGCCGGGCGCUGGGCAGGUACGGGGCCGGGCUCUGGGCAGGUACGGGGCCGGGCGCUGGGCAGGUACGGGGCCGGGCGCUGGGCAGGUACGGGGCCGGGCGCUGGGCAGGUACGGGGCCGGGCGCUGGGCAGGUACGGGGCCGGGCGCUGGGCAGGUACGGGGCCGGGCUCUGGGCAGGUACGGGGCCGGGCGCUGGGCAGGUACGGGGCCGGGCGCUGGGCAGGUACGGGGCCGGGCUCUGGGCAGGUACGGGGCCGGGCGCUGGGCAGGUACGGGGCCGGGCGCUGGGCAGGUACGGGGCCGGGCGCUGGGCAGGUACGGGGCCGGGCGCUGGGCAGGUACGGGGCCGGGCGCUGGGCAGGUACGGGGCCGGGCUCUGGGCAGGUACGGGGCCGGGCGCUGGGCAGGUACGGGGCCGGGCGCUGGGAAGGUACGGGGCCGGGCGCUGGGCAGGUACGGGGCCGGGCGCUGGGCAGGUACGGGGCCGGGUGCUGGGCAGGUACGGGGCCGGGCGCUGGGCAGGUACGGGGCCGGGCGCUGGGCAGGUAAGGGGCCGGGCUCUGGGCAGGUACGGGGCCGGGCGCUGGGCAGGUACAGGGCCGGGCGCUGGGCAGGUACAGGGCCGGGCGCUGGGCAGGUACGGGGUCGGGCGCUGGGCAGGUUCAGGGCCGAGCGCUGGGCAGGUACGGGGCCGGGCGCCGGGCAGGUACGGGGCCGGGCGCUGGGCAGGUAUGAGGCCGGGCGCUGGGCAGGUACGGGGCCGGGCGCUGGGCAGGUACGGGGCCGGGCUCUGGGCAGGUACGGGGCCGGGCGCUGGUCAGGUACGGGGCUGGGCGCUGCGCAGGUAUGGGGCCGGGCGGUGGGCAGGAACGGGGCCGGGCGCUGGGAAGGUACGGGGCCGGGCGCUGGGCAGGUUCGGGGCCGGGCGCUGGGCAGGUACGGGGCCGGGCGCUGGGAAGGUACCGGGCCGGGCUCUGGGCAGGUACGGGGCCGAGCGCUGGGCAGGUACGGGGCCGGGCGCUGGGCAGGUACGGGGCCGGGCGCUGGGCAGGUACGGGGCCGGGCGCUGGGCAAGUACGGGGCCGGGCUCUGGGCAGGUACGGGGCCGGGCGCUGGGCAGGUACGGGGCCGGGCGCUGGGCAGGUACGGGGCCGGGCUCUGGGCAGGUACGGGGCCGGGCGCUGGGCAGGUACGGGGCCGGGCUCUGGGCAGGUACGGGGCCGGGCGCUGGGCAGGUACAGGGCCGGGCUCUGGGCAGGUACGGGGCCGGGCGCUGGGAAGGUACGGGGCCGGGCGCUGGGCAGGUACGGGGCCGGGCGGUGGGCAGGAACGGGGCCGGGCGCUGGGAAGGUACGGGGCCGGGCGCUGGGCAGGUACGGGGCCGGGCACUGGGAAGGUACGGGGCCGGGAUCUGGGCAGGUACAGGGCCGGGCGCUGGGCAAGUACGGGGCCGGGCUCUGGGCAGGUACGGGGCCGGGCGCUGGGCAGGUACGGGGCCGGGCGCUGGGCAGGUACGGGGCCGGGCUCUGGGCAGGUACGGGGCCGGGCGCUGGGCAGGUACGGGGCCGGGCUCUGGGCAGGUACGGGGCCGGGCGCUGGGCAGGUACAGGGCCGGGCUCUGGGCAGGUACGGGGCCGGGCGCUGGGAAGGUACGGGGCCGGGCGCUGGGCAGGUACGGGGCCGGGCGGUGGGCAGGAACGGGGCCGGGCGCUGGGAAGGUACGGGGCCGGGCGCUGGGCAGGUACUGGGCCGGGCACUGGGAAGGUACGGGGCCGGGCGCUGGGCAGGUACGGGGCCGGGCGCUGGGCAGGUACGGGGCCGGGCGCUGGGCAGGUACGGGGCCGGGCGCUGGGCAGGUUCGGGUCCGGGCGCUGGGCAGGUACAGGGCCGGGCGCUGGGCAGGUACAGGGCCGGGCGCUGGGCAAGUACGGGGCCGGGCUCUGGGCAGGUACGGGGCCGGGCGCUGGGCAGGUACGGGACCGGGCGCUGGGCAGGUACGGGGCCGGGCGCUGGGCAGGUUCGGGGCCGGGCGCUGGGCAGGUUCGGGGCCGGGCGCCGGGCAGGUACGGGGCCGGGCGCUGGGCAGGUACGGGGCCGGGCUCUGGGCAGGUACGGGGCCGGGCGCUGGGCAGGUACGGGGCCGGGCGCUGGGAAGGUACGGGGCCGAGCGCUGGGCAGGUUCGGGGCCGGGCGCUGGGCAGGUACAGGGCCGGGCUCUGGGCAGGUACGGGGCCGGGCGCUGGGCAGGUACGGGGCCGGGCGCUGGGCAGGUACGGGGCCGGGCGCUGGGCAGGUACGGGGCCGGGCUCUGGGCAGGUACGGGGCCGGGCGCUGGGCAGGCACAGGGCCGGGCGCUGGGCAGGUACAGGGGCGGGCGCUGGGAAGGUACGGGGCCGGGCGCUGGGCAGGUACGGGGCCGGGCGCUGGGCAGGUACGGGGCCGGGCGCCGGGCAGGUACGGGGCCGGGCGCUGGGCAGGUACGGGGCCGGGCGCUGGGCAGGUACGGGGCCGGGCGCUGGGCAGGUACGGGGCCGGGCUCUGGGCAGGGACGGGGCCGGGCGCUGGGCAGGUACAGGGCCGGGCUCUGGGCAGGUACGGGGCCGGGCGCUGGGAAGGUACGGGGCCGGGCGCUGGGCAGGUACGGGGCCGGGCGGUGGGCAGGAACGGGGCCGGGCGCUGGGAAGGUACGGGGCCGGGCGCUGGGCAGGUACGGGGCCGGGCGCUGGGAAUGUACGGGGCCGGGCGCUGGGCAGGUACGGGGCCGGGCGCUGGGCAGGUACGGGGCCGGGCGCUGGGCAGGUACGGGGCCGGGCGCUGGGCAGGUACAGGGCCGGGCGCUGGGCAGGUACAGGGCCGGGCGCUGGGCAAGUACGGGGCCGGGCUCUGGGCAGGUACGGGGCCGGGCGCUGGGCAGGUACGGGGCCGGGCGCUGGGCAGGUACGGGGCCGGGCGCUGGGCAGGUACGGGGCCGGGCGCUGGGCAGGUACGGGGCCGGGCGCUGGGCAGGUACGGGGCCGGGCUCUGGGCAGGUACGGGGCCGGGCGCUGGGCAGGUACGGGGCCGGGCGCUGGGCAGGUACGGGGACGGGCGCUGGGCAGGUACGGGGCCGGGCGCUGGGCAGGUACGGGGCCGGGCGCUGGGCAGGUACGGGGCCGGGCUCUGGGCAGGUACGGGGCCGGGCGCUGGGCAGGUACAGGGCCGGGCGCUGGGCAGGUACAGGGCCGGGCGCUGGGCAGGUACGGGGCCGGGUGCUGGGCAGGUUCAGGGCCGAGCGCUGGGCAAGUACGGGGCCGGGCGCUGGGCAGGUACGGGGCCGGGCGCGGGCUAG
Molecule: messenger RNA, 4908 nt
Organism: Closterium sp. Naga37s-1
Lineage: Eukaryota; Viridiplantae; Streptophyta; Zygnematophyceae; Desmidiales; Closteriaceae
Source: the annotation of a GenBank genome assembly